Messenger RNA from Epinephelus fuscoguttatus (brown-marbled grouper), 1862 nucleotides. RefSeq names its product methylenetetrahydrofolate dehydrogenase (NADP+ dependent) 1a, methenyltetrahydrofolate cyclohydrolase, formyltetrahydrofolate synthetase (gene mthfd1a). Gene Ontology annotation, molecular function: methenyltetrahydrofolate cyclohydrolase activity; methylenetetrahydrofolate dehydrogenase (NADP+) activity. Gene Ontology annotation, biological process: tetrahydrofolate interconversion. The coding region runs from base 148 to 1113 and encodes 321 amino acids. Gene Ontology annotation, cellular component: cytosol. The record is from RefSeq and is a predicted model, not a curated record. NCBI's taxonomy places the organism in Eukaryota, Metazoa, Chordata, Actinopteri, Perciformes, Serranidae. The transcript has 13 exons.
CACACACACACACACACACACACACGCACACACAGAGCUGCUGCCAGAGACGCCCACAGGAAUGACUGAACAAACAUCAGAGUCCUGCAGCAGAGUGUGUCAGUAGUCCUCUGGUCGUCUCUCAGGUGUCCUCAGGUGUCCUCAGUCAUGAUGUCAUUGGCCUCCCUCUCUCUCCGUCUCCGCGUCGCUGGUUGCCAAGGAAGCAGGCGCUCCGUGGCAACCGUCGUCUCUGGCAACAAGACAUCCAAGAUGGUGAGGCAGCGGCUGAAGAAGGAGGUGGAGGAGAUGAAGAACGUCUUCUCAGGGUUCAGACCUGGUCUGGUGGUUCUACAGGUGGGAGACAGAGACGACUCCAACCUUUACAUCAGCACCAAACUGAAGGCUGCAGCCGAGAUUGGAAUCGAUGCCAAACACCUCAGGCUGCCGAAUACGUCCACACAGGACGAGGUCCUGCAGAACAUCCUGUCUGUCAACGACAACCUGUCCGUCCACGGUCUGAUCGUCCAACUUCCUCUGGACUCCGUGAACUCCAUGGACACUGAACGCAUCACCAACGCCGUCUCUCCAGAGAAAGACGUGGAUGGUCUGAGUUGUAUUAACGCAGGGAAGUUGUCUCGAGGUGACCUGAACGACUGUUUCAUCCCCUGUACACCCAACGGCUGCAUGGAGCUCAUCAGACAGACAGGCAUGUCUGUGGCGGGGAAACACGCAGUGGUGAUUGGUCGCAGUAAGAUUGUUGGAGCGCCGAUGCAUGACCUGCUGCUGUGGAACCACGCCACCGUGACCACCUGUCACUCCAAGACCCCUGACCUACCCAAACAGGUGGGCCGGGCUGACAUCCUGGUGGUGGGGGCGGGGCGAGCGGAGAUGGUGAGAGGAGAGUGGGUGAAGGAGGGCGCCGUGGUCAUCGACUGUGGAAUCAACCACGUACCAGAUGAGACGAAGGCGAGCGGUAAACGGGUCGUCGGAGACGUCCACUACGAUUCAGCCUAUCAGAGAGCAGGAUUCAUCACCCCUGUUCCAGGAGGGGUGGGGCCGAUGACGGUGGCCAUGCUCAUGGAGAACACGGUGCAGAGCGCUCAGCGGUUCCUCCUGAAGAACCACAGGAGGUGAAACUCUGAAGCAGGACGAAGAGCAAACAGUCUUUGACCUUUAAACUCCACUGGCUGUUUGGAGGCCGUCGUCAUGGAAACAGCAGCAGAGACAUCCCAUCUGUUUCCUGCUGAUGUCAACAGGAAGUGAUCAAACACCUGAUCGAUGUAUCAGAGUUUUUUUUAAUGUUUAUGAGCUCUGUGUUUGUAAACAACCUGACGAUCAAUAAAGUUUCGGUUUCACCUGAACAAACGUCAAGAUUUGAUUUAUAUAUUUAUGUUUUUCUACUUGAUGAGACGAAGAAUCCAGAUGUUGACAACAACAAACCAACAGAUGUGUAAACAAUAAGAACAAUAAAUCAUGUGAUCUGUGUUUUAUAAAAAUGUUUCAAUGAAUAAUAAAGUUGGAGCUGAUGUUUGUCACACUGUGUCAUAUAAAUAAAGUUAAUUAUCAUAUCAAAGCCUCCUCUUCCUCAUGUCUGAAGAUAAUCAGAUGUUUGAUUGACAGCUGUGUGAUGUCAUCAGAGCCUCAGUCAUUAAUUAAGUUGAUUGACGAGUGUGACGGUCGCUUUAAUUGGUUCCUGGAGUAACCGAGCGACUGGCUGCAGCCUGACUCUGCUGUCACGUCUCAUUUGCCUCCUCUCUGAUGUCACCUGAUCUGAUCUGUUUUAUUUCUCUUCUGAUUGUUGACGAUGAAAAUGUUUUGAUUGAUAAACACUGACAUCAUGAUUAUUCAGAUAUAUUUUCAUCUUCUGCACUCUGCAGGUGACG